AUGAAAUCUCUCACUUUACAGAUGUCCGACCAAUCUCGACUAAAUAUAAAUUUAAGAGAACGUUGUCGAAUGCAUGAUCUCAACCAAGCUUUUGAUGAUUUAAGAAUAAUUUUGCCUUAUGCGCAUGGAAACACCGUUCGAAAGCUUUCUAAAAUCGCUACUCUAUUAUUAGCGAAAAAUUAUAUCUUAAUGCAAGUAAGUUUUAAUAUUUUGUCUUCAAAUUUGUUUUAUGAAAUAAUGGAAAGUUUUUCUAAUGUAAAUGAAGUUCUCUCUAUUGUUGAUUCUUUUCGCUGGCUUCUCAGAUCAAUUUUUACUAGUGAGCGGUAA
Dracunculus medinensis (Guinea worm) is the source of this 327-nucleotide messenger RNA. Lineage: Eukaryota; Metazoa; Nematoda; Chromadorea; Rhabditida; Dracunculidae. The record is from the annotation of a GenBank genome assembly.